Sporothrix brasiliensis 5110 is the source of this 336-nucleotide messenger RNA. RefSeq lists its product as uncharacterized. NCBI's taxonomy places the organism in Eukaryota, Fungi, Ascomycota, Sordariomycetes, Ophiostomatales, Ophiostomataceae. Bases 1 to 336 code for a protein of 111 amino acids. The record is from RefSeq and is a predicted model, not a curated record. The transcript is spliced from 4 exons.
AUGGCCGACUCUGCACCCCAAACCGAGUGGCUCGUCGUCGUCCCUGACUUUCCCAACACGAUCCAGAAGCGUCUCGACAUCCGUCCCACCCAUUUCGCCAACCUCGAGGCGUCCAAGAGCAGGCUCAAGUUUGGUGGUGCCAUCCUGAAGGACAAGCCUUCUGACCCCGCCGACCCCAAGACUUUUGACUUUGCCGGCAGCUCUUUCAUUGUGCUAGCCGACUCCAAGCAGGAGGUCAUUGAGUUCCUGAAGAAGGACGUUUACGUCGAGGCCGGUGUCUGGGACGUUGCGAAUGCCCAGAUCUAUGCGAUGAAGACUGCCUUCCGUGUACCAUAG